Molecule: messenger RNA, 1575 nt
Organism: Rubroshorea leprosula
Lineage: Eukaryota; Viridiplantae; Streptophyta; Magnoliopsida; Malvales; Dipterocarpaceae
Source: the annotation of a GenBank genome assembly
CUUCUUCUUUGAUCUCUCUUUUUUAAGGAGUUCUGAAAGCUGUUAGGCAUGGAUGAGAGACUCCUUCCAGAAACAAGAGAUAGUUUGACCUUGAGAGUCUGGGAGGAAUCAAAGAAGAUCUGGAGGGUUGGCUUUCCUGCCAUGUUAUCGCGAGUGUCAUCCUUCGGAAUGUUCGUUGUGACACAAGCAUUUAUUGGACAUUUUAGUGAGCUUGAGCUUGCAGCUUAUUCCCUCAUACAGAUAAUCAUUAUCCGCUUCGCAAAUGGGAUACUGUUGGGAAUGUCUAGUGCAACAGAGACUCUAUGCGGGCAGGCAUUUGGGGCAAAGCAAUACCACAUGCUAGGAAUUUACCUGCAAAGAUCAUGGAUUAUCAAUCUAUGUGCAGCAACUAUGCUCCUACCAAUAUUCACCUUCGCCGCGCCAAUCUUCAAGUUGCUUGGAGAGGAAGAAGAAAUAGUGAGCAAUGUAGGGUAUAUUUCCCUAUGGUUCAUCCCAAUUCUCUACUCUUUUGUCUUCAGCUGGACUAUCCAGAAGUACUUGCAGACACAGCUUAGGAACAGGAUCAUCGGAUGGUUGUCUGCAGCAUCAUUUGUGCUUCAUGUUUUCUUGUCCUGGAUUUUUGUCAUCAAAUUGAAUUGGGGGAUUCCUGGCGCAAUGAGUUCAUUGAUCAUUGCAACUUGGUUGGUGAUAAUUGGAGAGUUUGUGUACAUCUUUUGGGGUUGGUGUCCCAAUACCUGGAAAGGGUUCACUAUAGCAUGUUUUGCUAAUUUGCUUCCCAUGGUAAAGAUCUCAAUAUCCUCAGGAGUGAUGCUCUGCUUGGAGUUAUGGUACAAUGCAAUUCUAGUCCUCCUGGCAGGAUACAUGAAGAAUGCCACAGUUGCCAUAUCUGCCUUCUCUAUCUGCCUCAAUAUCAAUGCUUGGGAAUUCAUGUUAUGCCUUGGCUUGCUUGAUGCAUCCAGCGUUCGGGUUUCGAAUGAACUGGGGAGAGGAGAUGCCAAAGCUGUAAAAUUUGCUAUCAAAGUCAUAGUAUGUACCUCAAUUUGUAUUGGAGUGUUCUUCUGUGCUCCAUGUUUGAUAUUUGGAUAUCAACUUGGUCACUUGUUUACAAGUGAUGAAGAAGUAGCAGAAUAUGUGUCACAACUCUCUUUCCUGCUUUCCUUCUCAGUCCUGCUCAACAGCACUCAGUCAGUGCUCUCAGGGGUGGCUGUAGGGGCUGGCAGGCAAGCUCUUGUAGCCUAUAUCAACAUUGUUUCCUAUUACGUCAUUGGGGUGCCACUAGGAGCAGUUCUUCGAUAUGUUGCUAAUUUGGAAGUGAAGGGUAUUUGGAUCGGGAUGACAAUUGGGGUUGCAAUUCAGUCAAUAAUACUUGGCUACAUUACAGCAAAAACUAAUUGGGAGGAACAGGUAAACAAAGCAUCAGAACGGUUGAAUAAGUGGCUCUUGAGGCCUACAGGUGAUUCUGAAGGAAACCCAGAUCAAGAAAGAAUAGAAGGAUAAACAACAAUAGAAGAAAAAUGUGUACGCACGAAAAGAUUAGAAAAAUCACAUUAUGCUUUAUAAAUUGCGGAUGGUCAC